Molecule: messenger RNA, 402 nt
Organism: Oikopleura dioica
Lineage: Eukaryota; Metazoa; Chordata; Appendicularia; Copelata; Oikopleuridae
Source: the annotation of a GenBank genome assembly
AUGCGAUUUUUUCUGAUUUUUAUCUUUCUAUCGACCAGAUUUGCUCUUCCAGGAAGAAAGAUUGAGGACACUCCGCGGAUUUCUGAGCUUUAUGGACGAUUCUAUGGAAGGAAUGUUCGCCUGGGAGAGCAGAUUACGAUUGGCAGAGAACUUGCGAACUCAAUUCUGAGCAUGAAAACCGAUCUUGGAUUGGCAAGCACGCACGUAUCGGAAGAAUUUGCUUAUGAUUUGGAAGAAUUUGACGGUGGCGAGUAUCAUGAAGAUCUUGAAUCGCCCGUGGAAUCUAUUCCUGCAAUUGUCGAAGAUUUGAUGAAGAAAUUCAAGGAGAAAGCGAAGUUCGAUAAGUCGAAAUUGCCAAAAAUGACCUCGUUUCUUCCGCAUCGCUUUGGAUACUUUCAUUGA